AUGGGGUGGAGGAAUGCGUUUGACAAUGCGAAGCCAGUGUUCGUGACUAUAUACGCCACUGUAAUAAUUGGGAUCAUCUUCUCGUCUUUGUAUGUGAUAUCGGCCAUUUACUCUGGCAAGUCUGCUGCAGAUUCCACCACCUCCUGGCUUUCCCAUAUAGGUUCUCCUCCUGUAGAGCAAGCACCCAAUGUUUCUCAACCAGCAAUAGUUCAAGCAGUUCCCACACCUUCCCUAGAGCCUCGAAGCAUGUCAACAAGACCCAUUUGGGAAGCUCCUCUACACACAAAGAAAAUGCCAGCCUUGAAGAAAUUUAGACUGAGCAAAGAACUGGUUCAGGAAAGAGUGAAGGAUAACGUCAUUAUUGUGACCUUUGGGAACUAUGCAUUCAUGGAUUUUAUCAUGACUUGGGCUAAACACUUGACUGAUCUGGGGCUUUCUAACAUUCUCAUUGGUGCAAUGGACACCAAACUGUUGGAGGCUUUGUACUGGAAAGGUGUUCCAGUAUUUGAUAUGGGCAGCCAUAUGAGCACAAUAGAUGUUGGAUGGGGAUCACCAACAUUCCACAAGAUGGGGAGAGAAAAAGUUAUACUGAUAGACUCAAUCCUCCCUUAUGGCUAUGAGCUCUUGAUGUGCGAUACCGACAUGGUUUGGUUAAAGGACCCACUUCCAUAUCUUGCUCGCUAUCCUGAAGCAGAUGUCUUGACUUCCAGUGAUCAAGUUGUACCAACAGUCACUGAUGACAGGUUGGACAUUUGGCAACAAGUUGGUGCUGCCUACAAUAUUGGAAUUUUCCACUGGCGGCCAACAGAUGCUGCUAAAAGAUUGGCUAAGGAAUGGAAAGAUAUGCUUCUAGCUGAUGAAAAGAUAUGGGAUCAGAAUGGGUUUAAUGAUCUCGUAAGGAAGCAGUUAGGACCACCUGUUGAUGGAGAGAGUGGACUUGUGUAUGCUUUUGAUGGAAAUCUGAAGCUGGGAGUUUUGCCUGCAAGCAUAUUUUGUAGCGGGCAUACAUAUUUUGUCCAGGCCAUGUAUCAGCAAUUGAGGUUGGAGCCAUACGCAGUGCAUACCACAUUCCAGUAUGCGGGUACUGAAGGAAAGCGCCACCGAUUACGUGAAGGCAUGGUUUUCUAUGACCCACCAGAAUACUAUGAUGCACCAGGAGGGUUUUUGUCAUUUAAGCCAUCUAUUCCGAAGAGCUUGUUACUAGAUGGGGAGCAUAAUGUUAAAUCACAUUUUUCUCUUAUUAAUUACCAAAUAAAGCAGAUAAGGAUGGCACUUGCUAUUGCUUCCUUGUUGAAUCGCACCUUGGUCAUGCCUCCACUGUGGUGCAGGUUAGAUAGGCUGUGGUUUCCCCACCCUGGUGUCCUUGAGGGAUCUAUCACUCGACAACCUUUUAUUUGCCCUCUUGACCAUGUAUUUGAGGUAAAUGUCAUGCUCAAGGAAUUGCCAGAGGAGAUAUUUGGGCCCCAGAUCAAUAUAAGAGAAUACUCAUUUUUUGACAAUCCAUUGAUGCCAAAACAGGUGAAAGAAUCAUGGCUUGAGGUCCAGCUUUGUCAAGAAGGAACCCGAGACUGCGUUGCUUCAAAUACUACCAGCCCAUCAGGAGUGCUGAGAUUUCCAAAGAGAAGCAAUGAAGAAACGUUCAAGACAAUAUUCUCCUCAUUCAAGGAUGUAAAAGUAAUUCAGUUUUCUUCUAUGCAAGAUGCCUUCCCAGGUUUCACUGACAAGGCAAGGGAAGAGAAAUUCAGGAACCGCGUGAAGCGGUACGUUGGUAUAUGGUGUUGUGUGGCGGAACACACUCCUGGUCACAUAUACUAUGACAUGUACUGGGAUGAGAAACCAGGUUGGAAACCUAUCCCACCUCAAACACCAGAGGAUGAUCACCCGCCACCAUAA
This is a messenger RNA of Prunus armeniaca (apricot), 1893 nucleotides long. The record is from the annotation of a GenBank genome assembly. Lineage: Eukaryota; Viridiplantae; Streptophyta; Magnoliopsida; Rosales; Rosaceae.